Molecule: messenger RNA, 840 nt
Organism: Rosa rugosa (rugosa rose)
Lineage: Eukaryota; Viridiplantae; Streptophyta; Magnoliopsida; Rosales; Rosaceae
Product: disease resistance protein RUN1-like
Exons: 2
Coding region: 104-754 (216 amino acids)
Biological process (GO): signal transduction
Source: RefSeq, a predicted model, not a curated record
GUACGGAAGAGAAGCGCGACAGUAUAUAAGCUCUCUCUGUGAAGGCAGGAAUCCCUUUUGCACCUUCCUCCAUUAAGUUUCGAUCUAUUUGGACAAUCCUUAGAUGAGAUCAGCCUUGGUAAUAAGUGUGUACGCAGUUUUGUGCUAUUUCCUUCUCUCUAAAAUUUGGCUGGCGAAACUGCUUGUAGUAAUUAAUUGUGUGUACGUAGGGAGAAGAUUGUUUAGAUUAACCACUUCCCAAAGGAUCAAAAGAAAAUCUCUCCAUCCAUGGAAGUACGAUGUGUUUUUGAGUUUCACUGGGGAAACCCGUAAGGGUUUCACUCACUUCUUGUACAAAACCUUGCAAGGUCGAGGACUCAGUGUUUUCAGGGACCAAGAACUUGAAAGAGGCACAAACAUUUCUUUGAAGCUCUUGACUGCAAUAGAAGAAUCGAGGUUUGCCAUUGUUGUUCUCUCUCCAAAAUAUGCUUCUUCCACUUGGUGCUUGGACGAACUUUCAAAGAUCUUUGAGUGCAUGGAAGUCCGUGGCACCAUUCUCCCGAUUUUUUACAAGGUGAAGCCCUCGAAUGUACGGAACCAAAGGGGAAGAUUUGCAAAAGCCUUCAACAAGCAUGAAUAUCAUAACAUGGCAAAAGUGCAAAGGUGGAGAAGUGUUUUAACAAAAGUGGGCUGCAUCGCUGGAUGGAUAUCAAAAGAUUGGUACGAGUCUGAGCUUAUCGACGUAAUUGUAGAAUCAGUGUAUAAUGCUUCAUAGGUCGAUGAUCUACCGAAGAGUGAGUUAAGUCAUAAUUGAUGAAGAACCUGCUAGAGAAGAAGGACAAAUGAAUACAGCGAGUGAGA